Messenger RNA from Aplysia californica (California sea hare), 4243 nucleotides. RefSeq lists its product as uncharacterized. The record is from RefSeq and is a predicted model, not a curated record. Gene Ontology annotation, molecular function: protein binding. Gene Ontology annotation, biological process: signal transduction. Lineage: Eukaryota; Metazoa; Mollusca; Gastropoda; Aplysiida; Aplysiidae.
CGCAUGCAGUAAAUAGCGAGCGAUUUCUGAAAGCCUUGACAAAGAUUCCAGUGGCAAAAGAGACAAUGGAAGUCUCUGAUUACUACGGCUGCUACAAGAAGUAUAUGGGAACUUGGAGCCAAAAAGUGCUGAACAAAGAUCUUGUGCGAGCGAACAAGAAAAUCAUCAUGGAUUUCUAUAUCAACUCUCAUCUGGACACCUGGCAGUUAGGAGAAGAAGCUUUCAAGGCACAAACCACCGUGGGUGGUCUGUUGAAAAACCAGUUGGACGAUCCAUGGAAGACUCUAGAUGAUUUGUCAGCUGUGAGUUCCUAUCUGAAAAGAACAAGUGCACUGUUCAGGACUCCAGACUUCCCGCCAAGCUCCACAGUGUGUGGCCAUGUAGCCAGAAUGCUCCGCGAUCUUUUUGCAAACAUGGGGCAACUUGGCUAUGCAGAAGAGCUCUAUUCGGACAUGUUUGACUUUGCAAUAAGCGUCAACCAGUCUCAGUUCCCAAAUUCAGAUGACCUCAUCAGCGCUUUCGAAAAUGUCCUGGCCUUCUUCAGAAAACUGAAAAAAGAACAUUUUCCUUCAAAAGAAGUAUAGCCGCCAGUGGGUGGAGCUGGUACCUGCUUUGCUCAAACGCCCGUGUGAGGACACGUUCAUAGCUUGUGACACAGUGAUGAGACAUGAUAAAAGCUUCAAGUGGAAGGAAUACCCAGAAGUGGCUUCAGAAGUGUUCGAUCUCAUUGCCAAGUUUUUCCAAGACAAAUCGAGAAGCGCCCAGUGGGCUGAUACAGAUCUGAAGAUGAUUAUUCGCCUCACUAAGCAGUUUCUUGAAGGUUUAAGGAAAUCCAAGAUGCUGAAGGAGUAUGGGGAGAAAAUGCUUUUCUUUGCGAUCCACCUGGUGGAGAUAAACAGGGACCUGCUAUUCGAAUUGAGCGUGGUUGUGUCUGAGAAACUAGAUGUGGAUGUCAAGAAAAACAAGGCCGCGGUGAUGGCUGCUAUUCAACGAUACCUGGAGAUUGUGAAGAGUGAGGACCUUCCUUGGGACGAGAACAGGAAUCUUCUUGAUGCGUUAAAGAAUAUUGUGCAGAGUGUCACAGAGCCAGUCAAAGACGCUAAAACGUUCUCCGUGGAUGAGAUCGGUGUGUUUGUCUCAGUGGCAGCAAUAUGCCUACAGCAUGAUCCCUUAGACCCUCACACAGGAGGCUUUGCUUCAACGCACUAUCUCAUCUUCAAUAAAAUCAUGGGCAAUAUCAGUGGAUGGACGUAAUGACUAUUGCGGGAGCGAUCGAAUCCAUCUACCCAGCCAACCCAAAAGGCUUCAAGUCGUACUAUCAGGAGAUGUUCACAGACCUCAUAGAGUCGGCAAACCAGAUAGUUGUUACGUGGUUGGCUCGACUGUUUUGGAAAGUCUCCAAGACCCAACCUGAGUUGUUUUCUGAGGAAGACCUAGAAAAGUUACUCAGCAAAGCAAGGGAAGACCAAAGCAAUCAACCGAUCCUGCUGCAAAUGAUUCAGGAACUUUGUAAACGACGACCGUCUGCCAUGAUCAAACACAUUGACAAGAUUUUUGACGAGUCUGGGUGGCAGCCCGUGUUACUGUGCUGGAUGAACGACAUGAUCAGUACUCUCGCUCUGCACGACCAAAGUGUGGCGGACAAGUCGUUGACUUAUUUAUUACAAAGUGCCAUGGCUCAUCAGGACAAGGCAAACUUGCUCACAUCAUUAAAUGCAAUUCGGCUCAUUGGUUUCAAAUAUCCGGACACACUGAAACUUAGACGGUCUGAAGUGGAGGGCCUUUCAUGUGUGGAUGCUGAUGGGAAAAGCAUUCAAACGACCAUUCUGGAUAUGAUUGAUGGCAAGACACCUUCAGAUCUUGCUCAUCAGCUGGAGAGUCAACUACAAGAAGUGAGCGGUCUUGCCCUGAGGGUGGAGGACACAGAGGAAGCUGUCACUGAGGUUCACACUCAGUUAGAUCGUCAGGGAGCGGAUCUGGACAAAGUGAAAAAUGAUGUCACGGAACAGGGUCAAAGGUUGGAUCAUGUCGAGGAGACAGUAGACGAGACUGUGGCCAAAGUAGAGGUGAUCGAUCAGAAGACGCUGAGCCACGCGCCAUACUGGUCACGUGAUGUGUCCAAGUUGUUGAACCCUGAGUCGGAGCACGACUGGCGUCUGCUAGGCUCUCGACUGGGCUAUAGCAACGAUGACAUCAGAAGCUGGGCCCAGCAGGCAGACCCCUGUAUGGCAAUGUUCAAUGAAUGGUACGCCACUCGCAAAACAAGUGAGGCGACUUUUGCUAUUCUGACACAACUGCAAGAAAUGGACAGGAUGGACGCAGCUAUCGUUGUGGAAAACGCCAUGAAAAAUGCUGAGGCGGUGGUGGAAGACGAGGACUUUGAGUACGCCUCCCCUCCCCCCAUCUUCAUCAGUUACCAGUGGGGUCACCAGGAGGAAGUGAAACUGCUCAAACAGCACCUGGAGAUGGCGGGCUAUGAGUGCUGGCUGGACAUCGGUCAGAUGGGUGGAGGAGACAAACUGUUCGAAAAGAUUGACAACGGUAUUCGGGCCGCCAAGGUUGUCAUCAGUUGUGUCACAGAAAAAUACGCCAAAUCACCAAACUGUAAUAGGGAGGUGAACCUAUCAGUGGGCUUGAACAAAUCUCUGAUCCCACUACUGAUGGAGAAGUGCGUGUGGCCACCUCCUGGCUCCAUGGGUCCCAUCUUCUCCGAGUUCCUGUAUAUUCGUUUCUACCAACAGCCGGGAGAGGAACUAGAUGACCAGCGCUACUGGCCAGGGGACAAGUUCCAGGAACUUCUAAUGCAGCUCUCCACAUUUGGUCUGACCCCCGACGAGGGAAAGAUACAACCUGUGUACAGAAACUGGUGGAUGCCAAAAGUAGAAGAAAUCAAAAUUGACAAGAGCAAGACACGUGACGGAGGCAACGGUUCUCAGAAGCAACAAGAAGAAUUCGAUAAACAGGCCGCCGAGACCCCGGACGUGUUCAUCUCCUACCAGUGGGGAAAACAGCCAAACAUCAUCAAGCUCUACGAACGACUCACGUCUCUGGGCUUCACCUGCUGGCUGGACAUCAAACAGAUGGGUGGUGGCGACUCCCUUUACGACAAGAUUGACCGUGGUUUACGCGGCAGUAGAGUGGUCCUGUCGUGUGUGACCCAGAAAUAUUCUCUGUCCGCCAACUGCCGGAGAGAGGUCAGUCUGGCAGACGCGCUCAAGAAACCGCUGGUUCCGCUUCUCCUGGAGAAGAUGACGUGGCCGCCAGCUGGACCAAUGAGCAUGGUCAUGACGCAGCUGCUCUAUAUCGACUUCUCACAGGAUGAUGCAGAGGAGAGUACGUGGACAGGUCCAAAAUUCAGAGAACUGGAAGCCAAGAUUAGAGAGCACGUGAAAGGGGCACCUUCAGACUUCAGUGGAGGUUCAAGUUCUUCAGAUCAAGUAAAUGAUCAAGUUGCAGCAAUAGUGACUACCCAUCCAAAAGGUAGCCGUACUUCAACUUCAAGCAAAUCUUCCGUGAAAAUGACAACCUUUGAAGUGUCUUUCCCUGACUCAGGGUCAUCAUCUAAAGCGGCAAACAGCAAUGAAGGUUCACAAAAGAAUACUGGAUCUGAAAAUACGUCCGAAUCAUCUCUGGACAGUUCCCACUCGCGAGCUCAAGUCAAGACAAAAGCGGUCUUGGAGUUAGGCAAACCUGUCCGAAAGAAAUCUUCCCUGCAGUCCCCAAAUCCUGACAGCGGGGCGGUGGAUUCCAGCAACGACUUGAGCAUAGAUACAGUGCCGUCAGCAAAGAGUCGGUCUGCUGCCAACGAGACAAACCCCGAAGAAAAGAGAAGGAGGAUAUCCACAAUGAAAGACCCCUUACAAGAAACCUUAGCAAACCCACAGCCAAAACCAUCUCCACAAACGGGGGAUGGCGGGCAAGGAGGGAAGCCUUCAAAGACCAAGGCAGCUGCGGUUGGGAAACGCACAUCAAAAGCUUGCGUGUUGAUGUAGAUCUCACUUGUGAGAAUAUUUUUUGUUGUACUUAUUGGCACCUUAAAGCUAGAGAGAUAGUAAAAACUACAUUCUCAAAGAGAAAGGGAGGUAAAAGUUAUGAAGAAAGUUGGGUCAAUAAUAAUAAAUAGUAAAAACAAAGGACCCAGAAAGGCAUGGUUAUGAGAAGCGUUCAAUGUUGGGUUUUUUAAAAUAGUUUUAGUGAGAGUUUUACAGCACUUGCAACACAAUAAGGUCAUAUAAGUGCCGAA